CUUUUGUUUCAUCAAAAAGAACUUUACUUUUGUUAUAGUCCGUACAGAAAAAGCAAAGUGGGUAAUUGCACUUUCGUUAAGGUAUUUGACCAUUUGCUGGAGUCGCUCUCUCUUCUACAAUUCGACGCAAAAGAGAAGGAGAGAGAGAGAGAGAGAGAGAACUCAGAUGGGUGUGCCGUCGUUCUACCGGUGGUUGAAAGAGAAGUACCCGAACGUUGUGGUUAAAGCUACUGAAGAUGAAGGAGAGUGCAUCAACACCUCCUUGCCAAACCCUAACGGCAUAGAGUUUGAUAAUCUCUACCUCGAUUUGAAUGGCAUUAUCCACCCCGGCUUAUGCCCCGAGGAUCAACCUAGCCCCCCAGAAACGUUCGAAGAUGUAUUCAAUAAUAUCUUUGACUACGUUGACAACCUUUUCAGCAUCGUAAGACCACGGAAGUUACUUUAUAUGGCGAUCGAUGGAGUUGCUCCAUGGGCAAAAAUGAAUCAACAACGAUCUAGACGUUUUCGGACUAUUAAGGAAAGGGAAAGAAAUGAUGCGGAGAUAGAGAGGCUAAUGAAUGCGUUUGUAAUGGAAGGAAAACCGGUUUAUGAUCUUCUUCAUAAAGACGAAUCUGAAGUUAUUUUAGAUUCCCAUAUGGUCACUCCAGGCACAGAAUUUAUGUACAAAUUUUCCAAGGCCCUCAGAAGCUAUGUUAUUUCACGUACAAACAGUGAUCCAGGCUGGAGGGACAUCAAGGUUAUUAUUUCUGAUGCCAAUGUUCCUGGUGAGGGUGAACAUAAGAUAAUGUCUUUUAUUCGCCAGCAGCGAAACGUUAGUACUGGAUAUAAUCCAAAUACGAGGCACUGCGUCUGUGGUCUGGACGCUGAUCUGAUAAUGCUUGCUUUAGCAGCACAUGAAGUUCAUUUUUCCAUUUUGAGAGAGGAGCCUCCAACAAUCGAUGAAAGUUCAGUGAAGAAAAGGGCAUGGUUUAAAAAGCCUUUUGAGUUUGUACAUAUAUGGAUUCUGCGGGAAUAUUUGGAGCUUGACAUGAAAAUAUCUGACCCUCCACCCAAUCUGGAGAUAGAUCUUGAGCGGAUAGUUGAUGAUUUCAUUUUCAUGUGCUUUUUUGUGGGCAAUGAUUUCCUACCCCAUAUGCCUUCCUUAGAAGUUCAUGAGGGUGCUAUUGACUUAUUGAUGACUGUUUACAAGGAGGAGUUCAAGAACCUUGGUGGCUAUCUACUUGACAUGAGCAGGCUUUCUGAUUCUAAAGAUAAAAGAAACGGAUAUAUAAACCUCUCCAGAGUCGAGAAGUUCAUUCUUUUAGUUGGCUCAUAUGAAGAUAAAAUUUUCAAGAAAAGAAUAGAUCGUCGCGAGCGCCAACUUAGAUACCUUUGCAAUGAUUCAGAUAAACAAGAUGAUCAUGAAGGUCAUGCAUUAUCCAGUGAGAAAGCUCCUACUUCCAUAGAUUCAGCAGAUAUUUCUGAAAUUGAUAAAAACACAGACGAGUUGAUAGAAAAGUUCAAUAAGAAUAUUCGCAAGAACAUUGACCUAUUUAAGAAUGGUCAAUUCGUAGACAAAGUGAGACUGGGUACUGCUAGCUGGAAAAAAAGAUACUACAAAGAGAAAUUUUCUGCAAAAACCUGGAGGGAUAUUGAAAGCCUAAGAAAAGAACUUGUAAAGAAGUACACUGAAGGACUAUUGUGGGUUCUUCUGUAUUAUUUUUCAGCAGUCCCAUCGUGGUCAUGGUUUUACCCAUACCACUAUUCACCAUUUGCGUCAGAUUUGAAGGGCCUUGCUCAGGUCAGCGUAGAGUUUCAAAAGGGUUCCCCAUUAAAACCAUUUGAUAACCUAUUGGCUGUACUACCCAUAAAGAGUGCUCAUGUACUUCCCAAAGUUUACCAGGCUCUGAUGACAGAUGCAGAGUUCAAGCUUAUUGAUUUUUAUCCUAUUGAUUUUGAUGUCGAUCUGGAUGGAAAACGUUUUAUGUGGCAGGGGAUCUCCAAGCUCCCAUUUGUAGGGGAAGAACGCCUUCUAUCUGAAACUAAAGAAUUAGAGGGAGGUCUACUGGGGGAUGAAGCAUUGAGGAAUGGAAACAAUGUUGAUCAGUUAUAUGUGAGUAGCACACACAAGUUGGCAUUGCAAAUUUUGUCACUUUCCCCAAAUGAAAACGAAGUGGUUGAGAUCGAUACCAGUAUGAGUGAUGGUAUUUCCGGUUUUAUUCAUCUUCCUAACGAGGAUAUUGAAAUAGUUCACAGGGAAGUCCAUAACAGCAUUGAAGAGAACUGUGCCCUAUGUGUGUCUUUUGAGAUGCGUGAUGAUGUACAUAUUCCCGGCUUACUUGAUGGUGUUAUCCUUCCAAUUAAGAGUAUUACCGAAGAGGAUAUUAACGAAACAAAACUUUGGCAUGAAUACUAUGGUAGCAAACCCUCCAACAGAUUGCAGAACGAAAGAAGUAGAAAAGCAUAUAAUAGCACAAAUUCUGUUUCAAGCAUCUCCCCUAAGAUGAUUCAUGAAGGCUAUCUAAGUAAAUUUACUACAGAUUCAUCUUCUAAGGUGAUAUAUAAAGGUGCUGGUAGAGGAAAAGUGAAUGAUACUUCCAAUAUAAACAAACAUAUUGAGAGUAGAGAAAGAGUCAUAUUACCUAGAAAUGGUGAAACAUCUGGCACAAAAAAUGUGCGGCAGCAGAGAAUAAAUUUCAGGGAUCAUAGUCAUUAAGGGAGGGGACAGCAUGGGGCAACAGUUUCUCCAACUUCCUCUUGGAAACACAGUUCUGCUACCAGCUCUGUGCAGGGCCUUGGCAGAAGCCCACAUUCUUCUGUCGAGGAAAGUGGCAGCCACUGAAUGUACAUUUUCCUGACAUUCUUCCAACGAUGCGGGGGUCAUUAAAUGUGCUAGUCAAGUGCUUUGUAUAUACCUUUUCUGAUUUUAAGUUUCUUUGACUGAGACUCAUGUGCUAUGACAUGUCUAAGUUGCUACAUUUGUAACUGAUCUCAUUUCCGGAAAGGCCCUUCAUGCAUGUAAAAUGAUAGGUGAUGUGAUCGUCAGAUGCUUAUUUCUUUUUGGCUGAAAGUAAGUUCUUAGCGGUUGGCACCAAAGUA
This is a messenger RNA of Alnus glutinosa, 3078 nucleotides long. Its product is annotated as 5'-3' exoribonuclease 3-like. NCBI's taxonomy places the organism in Eukaryota, Viridiplantae, Streptophyta, Magnoliopsida, Fagales, Betulaceae. The coding region runs from base 167 to 2695 and encodes 842 amino acids. Gene Ontology annotation, biological process: nuclear-transcribed mRNA catabolic process. Gene Ontology annotation, cellular component: nucleus. The record is from RefSeq and is a predicted model, not a curated record. Gene Ontology annotation, molecular function: RNA binding; 5'-3' RNA exonuclease activity. The transcript has 23 exons.